CGCUACUCACCGUUUAUAGAAAAAGGUUCAAAUUGUUGAAAAUAAAACAAACCAAUUUUUAUCCGUCCUCGGACGCUCGAUAACAUAAUAUCUUCAUUCUCUCACGCUUUCUCAAAACUAUGUCUCUAUAUAUAAAGGACAGUCGGUUGGUCGGUCAGUCGGUCGUUUAAUUUCUUAAAACUGUCACAAAACGAAAGAUUUCAAAAAAUACUAUUUUAUUACUACGUACUAAUUUCACUCUGUGAACUAAAACUCUUACUGAAAAGCUCUUCAAAAUAAAAACAUUUUUAUAGAUAAAUAAAUAUAAAUAAGAAAUAUUUAUUAAAAAAAAAAUAUAUAUAUAAAUUUAAUAAUUAAAAAAAAGUUUAGUGUGUUUCGUUUUCAAAUUCAAAACUCUCGUAUCUAAUCUAUAACCUUAAAUAAAAAUAAAUAAUCAAAUACAUACUGAAGGGAGACUAAAACAGAAAAAUAUUUAAUAAAAUACUUAAAUUAAUAAAUGUAAAUGUUUUAGCGAAUGGUGUUUGAUAAAAUUCAAACCCCCCCUCGUCUAUGUCGUUUGUAGUUUUUAAAUAGUUUACUUUAAUCUUAAAUAAAGUGUUUAUCAAUAAAUAAAUUAAUUACAAAUAAAAUAAAACAAAAAGAAAACAACAAUUUAAAUACACAAUAUCGACUACAUUAUUUAGAAUCCCUUAGAGAACGCACAACAACAACAAAAAACUUUAGACAACUUUAAAAAUGACAAAAUAAAUAAAUAACAUCUAUACAAUUUGAAUAAUUAAAACGUUUUUAAAAACACUCCAAGUAAACACAAACACACAUAAAAAAGUGCUAUAAGAAAACAAAAAAAGAAGGACCCAUAAUCAUGAUGCCAAAUCCCAAUUUACUUUAUUUUACAUUCAAAUGUUUACGACUGAGCUUUAUAACAAGUCAUAGUAUAGCCUUAAGAUAGAGUGAUUGUGUCUGUGAUUUAUAUUAGUGAUAAGGAAAUAUAACCAAAAAUAAAGAAAACAAACAAAAACACCAAAUUUAUGCCAAUUGUGCUACAAAAAAAAAAAAAAAAAACAAAUUUACUUGCCGUCCUAAUACAACGGAGCAUAUAAUGCUUUAAAAGGAUAUCUCAUCAUGAAGAGUGUUAAGAAUUUCUUUAUUGAACGUUUACAUAGCGUAGACAAUUCGGAGCAGACAAAUUCGGGUAGCUGUAAAACCAAAGAGAAGACAACUACAUCAAGUAAAAGCACUGAUGGUAAUUCAACACCAUCGGCUAAUUCUGUUUCGGGCGAAGAGUCACCCUCCAACCCCUCGUUAUCGGCUCAAACUCCUUCGCAUGAGGGUGUUAAUUCAAAUGUAACUUCACCCACCACUGAUUUAUCAGCUGACAAAACCAUAUCAUGUCCUUUCGACUUCUCACCAACAGCAACAACAGCAGCUGUAGCAUUAGCAACAAAUCAAAAACAAAAAAAUCGCCGAAAGAUUUCUUUACCCUGGGGUCGUCAAAGUAGUAUUGCCAAAAAUUUGGGCUUAGCGCGUCAACAUACCAUCGAUACGCCCAGUUCUUUUCGUAUCUUUCGUCAGUCGAGUAGUAAAUUAAAGUAUCGACUACAUUAUUUAGAAUCCCUUAGAGAACGCACAACAACAACAAAAAACUUUAGACAACUUUAAAAAUGACAAAAUAAAUAAAUAACAUCUAUACAAUUUGAAUAAUUAAAACGUUUUUAAAAACACUCCAAGUAAACACAAACACACAUAAAAAAGUGCUAUAAGAAAACAAAAAAAGAAGGACCCAUAAUCAUGAUGCCAAAUCCCAAUUUACUUUAUUUUACAUUCAAAUGUUUACGACUGAGCUUUAUAACAAGUCAUAGUAUAGCCUUAAGAUAGAGUGAUUGUGUCUGUGAUUUAUAUUAGUGAUAAGGAAAUAUAACCAAAAAUAAAGAAAACAAACAAAAACACCAAAUUUAUGCCAAUUGUGCUACAAAAAAAAAAAAAAAAAACAAAUUUACUUGCCGUC
Messenger RNA from Lucilia sericata (common green bottle fly), 2005 nucleotides. RefSeq lists its product as uncharacterized. The record is from RefSeq and is a predicted model, not a curated record. NCBI's taxonomy places the organism in Eukaryota, Metazoa, Arthropoda, Insecta, Diptera, Calliphoridae. The transcript has 3 exons. Bases 1123 to 1659 code for a protein of 178 amino acids.